AUGGGAUCAGAGAGUAUUGCUCCGAUGGUUGAGACUUCAAAAAACAGGUCUUCUCCUUGUAAAAUGAACAAAGGGAAAGUCCCCAAGAGAAUUCACAAGGCUGAAAGAGAGAAAAUGAAACGUGAACACUUGAACGAUCUCUUUCUUGAUCUUGCCAAUGCUCUUGAUCUCAAUGAUCCGAACAGUGGAAAGGCCUCUAUAUUGUGUGAAGCUUCUAAGCUGCUAAAGGACUUGCUCUGUCAGAUUCAGUCCCUCAAGAAGGAGAACGUCUCUUUGUUGUCUGAAUCUCAAUAUGUGACUGUGGAGAAAAAUGAGCUGAAGGAAGAGAAUAGUAGCCUAGAAACUCAAAUUGAGAAGCUUCAAGGAGAGAUACAGGCAAGGAUGGCUCAUUCUAAACCUGACCUGAAUGCACCUCCUCAAUUGGAGCUUGAGCUGCCAGAGCAGACAAAAUUUGCAGGAUAUGGUCUCCAAAUGCCUACCAUAGAACCUUCAUUGCAGCAAGGACCUGCUGUUUUGGUUGUUCCUUUUCGUACCGAUCUUCAAGCUGCUUUUCCAGCUCCUAACGUUACUGAUCUCAUACCAAACCCUACAUCUGUUAUCAGCAAACCACAUGCUAGAUAUCCCACACCAGCAGAUUCAUGGCCAUUGCAACUGCUUGGAGAGCAACCAACUUCUAAUUAA
This is a messenger RNA of Lathyrus sativus (Indian pea), 681 nucleotides long. The record is from the annotation of a GenBank genome assembly. Lineage: Eukaryota; Viridiplantae; Streptophyta; Magnoliopsida; Fabales; Fabaceae.